Molecule: messenger RNA, 2011 nt
Organism: Anneissia japonica
Lineage: Eukaryota; Metazoa; Echinodermata; Crinoidea; Comatulida; Comatulidae
Product: transmembrane anterior posterior transformation protein 1 homolog
Exons: 12
Coding region: 123-1796 (557 amino acids)
Biological process (GO): positive regulation of cilium assembly; maintenance of protein localization in endoplasmic reticulum
Cellular component (GO): ciliary basal body; endoplasmic reticulum membrane
Source: RefSeq, a predicted model, not a curated record
UCAAUCAAAACAACAUGCAUGAAUAGUGAGCGAAACAUAUGUCUCGUAUUUUUUAUGAUAUUUGUUGUAUGCUGAUACAUUGAUUCCACGUUUGCUGUGUUGUCAAUUCACUGUUUUGUAUAAUGCAGUCGGACGUCGGUUCCCUUGGGAAAGGUGACUUCAUUCCACCUGAUGAAGAUGAUUCGAAAAGUCCUAGCGUUAGGCUAAGACCUAAGAAGACAAGCGAUGAUGGUGACCCUACAGGUGCCGCCAGGGUGGCUUCCGUCCCGCAUUUAAAACAGACGGAAGGCCCCAAAUUGACGCCUUUGGUUACUGAGCAGAAAGCAACAGGUAGCAGAAGACAAAGCUGCACGACGAAUUUAGACAAAAAUCUUUCUUUGUUCAAGUACCUUAAUGCUGAAUUAACGAGGGGCUACUUUUUACAGCAUGAUGAAGCCAAGUAUGAACAGAAGCGUGAACGAGUGUACACUUUUUUUAAAAUCCAAAAGGAAGUUGAAAAGAUGAUGUGGUACGGCUUUUUCCUCUGCAUGGAUGCUUUUCUGUUUUUAUUCACAUUCCUGCCAAUGCGAGUGUCUAUUGCGCUCGUUAAGAUCUUCAUUGGCCCCUGUCAAGUACAGCGCGGAGGUCGGUGGCUUGAGCCUGCUCAGAUGUGUGACUUGUUGAAGGGUUUUAUCCUGAUUGCUUGCAGUUGGCUACUGUACUACAUUGACAUUUCAAUGUUAUAUCAUAUAGUGCGAGGGCAGGCUAUGAUUAAGCUUUAUAUUAUCUAUAAUAUGUUGGAGGUAGCUGACCGUUUAUUUUCGUCCUUUGGCCAAGACAUUCUAGAUGCUUUAUUCUGGACGGCAACUGAACCUAAAAAUAAAAAACGAGAGCACUUUGGCAUCAUCCCUCAUUUGGGAUUGGCCAUCAUUUAUGUCUUUUUGCAUGCUAUUUUAGUUUUAUUCCAAGCUACUACUUUGAAUGUGGCGUUCAAUUCUCACACAAAAGCCCUGCUUACUAUCAUGAUGUCAAAUAAUUUUGUUGAGUUAAAAGGAAGCGUAUUUAAGAAAUUUGAGAAGCGUAAUUUGUACCAGAUGUCAUGCGCUGACAUCCGGGAACGCUACCACUACUUGGUGCUCUUAUCGAUCGUUGUUCUUAGGAACAUGACAGAAUUUUCUUGGAAUCCAGAGCAUUUUAAAAAGCUAAUACCAGACCUAUUGCUAGUCCUGGCAGGAGAGGUCCUUGUUGACUGGGUUAAGCAUGCCUUCAUUACAAAGUUUAACUGUAUUUCUGCUGAGGUUUACGUAGAAUAUCGCGCAAGUUUAGCAUACGAUAUGGUCUCUAGCAGAAAAAAGACAGCUUACUCAGAUCACAUUGAUUUAGUAUCAAGAAGUGGCAUACGAAUCUUCACCCAAUCUUUUAAAAUCACUGGAAUAAGUUCAGUUGUCAUUCUUAUCCUUUUCUAUAUAAGCAUAACAUUACUGAAGAUAUUAAACAGUAUCGUUUUACUUGGAAAAGGCUGCCAGUACGUGAAAGAUUUUAAACUUGAUGAGCCACCGUCUGCCCAGAAUACGAGAGCGUCUUCAAACUUUGCAUCACUGAACAGAGACACAUCGCAAAGUACUCCAAACUUGUAUCGUGAUCCGCAGUCCCCAGGCCUAGUCCCUUCAGAUAGUUCUGUCUCACUAGCAGGAAGUGAUCUUGUACUUAACAGUCGAGAUACUAAGCCACAUUCUGCGAAAAAAGUUCAGAUUCAGAAUAAUAAAUCAUUGAGUGAUAUUGAUCGUUACACAUUGUGUAGCAAUCAAAUUGUUUAAAAAUUCUUAUGUAUUUAUUUAAGCAUUUUAUAUUUUUAUUUUAAGAUUAAUAAAUUUAUUAUUGAUUAAACUGGUUGUAUUAUAUUCAGCUUAUAUAUGGUCAUUUAUGAUCACUUAUGCCUUGCCAAAUUCAUUCUGAUACGAGAAUUGUGGUGGCAAAAAUGUUUAAAUGGUUCUUUGUAUGGCAAUAAAAUUAUUCCAUUGUGUAAAUUAAA